GUCUCAAUCCAGUAACUCCUCAGCACUUGCUGGCUUUUGUAGCAAUUUGACUGCUGGAUUUAUUGAAACAGAUUAAAGAAUUUAUUUACAGAAUAUUUUGGAUGGUUUCACAUGGUUCCUGUAAGAAAUGAAGCACAGUUACAUAUGGAUGAUUUAUCUUGGAAUACAAAUACUAUUCCCUUUGGUUUUAUCAAUGGCAGUAACCAACAGAACAGUGUGCCCAAUUUUAAGAACCAAUGGAAUCUAUAAAGAAAGUCCUGGGGCAUCAGGAUAUGACCUUGCCGAACAUUUUUCUCUAAGACAGGUACCCUGUGGUGAAAAGAAAUGUUUUAAGCUGGGAAUCAUACCUCUUAUUAAAGAUACACAACAACUAUUUUUUGGCGUGUUUCCUGAAGAAUAUUCACUUAUAGCCACAUUCCGUGUUAGACGUAGCACAAAAAGGGAACGCUGGUACUUGUGGCAAGCAUUGACUCAAUUUGGGGCACCUCAGGAUUCAGUUUUAAUUGAUGGUGCAAAGAAAGUAAUUGAAUUUACAUCUAAAACGGAAGGAGGACACACCUUGCAAUACACUUUUAAAAGUCGGGAGCUUCAUCAUCUCUUUGAUCGUCAGUGGCAUAAACUUGGAAUCAGUGUACAAUCUAAGAUCAUUUCACUUUAUCUAGACUGCAAGUUAAUUGAAAGAAAACAGAUUAGUAUAAAGGGGAACAUUGACUUGCAGGGAAGCACAGUCAUUACCACACAGGCUGCUGAUGGAAAACCAGUUGAUAUUGAACUCCAGCGAAUAACAAUAUACUGUAGUCCAAAACAAGCAGCUCUGGAGACCUGCUGUGAGGUAUCUGAUGGAAUGUGCAUGACCCAGGAUGGUAUCCAAGUAACAGAUUUACCAUCAAUAGGAUCAAAGACAUCAGUAAAAUUGUUUGAAGAAAAAUGUUACUGCUUCCCAAAUAAGGGUGAACCAGGUUUGCCGGGAUCCGUUGGUUUGCCAGGACCAAAAGGCGAUAAUGGACUUCAUGGUGAAAAAGGAAGCAAAGGUGAAACCAGCGAUAAAGGAGAGAAAGGAUUAAAGGGAGAAGAUGGCUUUGUUGGAUCUGAUGGACUUCCUGGGCUAAUGGGACCCAAGGGAGAAACUGGUAAUGAUGGAAGCAAAGGAGAAAAGGGAGAAAUGGGGGAAAAGGGUGAAAAAGGAGAAAUUGGAGAGAAUGGCCUUAAUGGAAGAGAUGGUUUGGAUGGUGUACCAGGACUUCAAGGUCCAAUUGGCCCCAAGGGAGAAAAGGGUGACGUGGGACCUCCAGGGCCAGCUGCAAUACCUGUCACUGCUGUUGGUAUUAAAGGUGAAGUGGGACCUGCUGGCCCACCUGGUCCUCCAGGAUUGCCGGGAAAGGAAGGACCAAGAGGAAGGCGAGGAAAACCAGGGCUUCCAGGACCACCGGGAAUCCAUUCAGAAUUGGGUCAACCUGGAAUUCCUGAUUUCAUUGGACUAAAGGGGCAAAAAGGAGAAGCGGGCCACGAAGGACAGAAUGGAAUCAACGGGGAAAAAGGUGAAAAGGGGGAUGUUGGUCCAAGAGGAUUGCCUGGCCUGCCAGGACUGAUUGGUUCUUCCCCAAAAGGAGAAAAGGGUGAGCAUGGAGAAAAGGGAGAUCAAGGAGAUAAGGGUGAACACGGUGUUCCAGGUUUACCAGGAUUUGCAGGACCUCCUGGGUCACAGGGGGCAAAAGGGGAGCCUGGACCAACUGGACCACAUGGAUCACCAGGAAAAGAAGGUUUGCCUGGUGAAAAUGGUAUUCCUGGAAAACAGGGUAUUAAAGGUGAAAAGGGUGAAGCUGGGGGCAUUGAAGGGCCACCAGGGCCCCCAGGUCCAAAAGGAAAUGUAGGACCACCAGGACUGGGUUUACCUGGCACAGAAGGUCCAAGUGGCAUUUCUGGCUCACCAGGUCCUAGAGGUCCUAAGGGAGAAAGAGGAUUACCUGGUGUACAAGGACCACCUGGCGAGAUUGGGUCCCCAGGGAUUGGCACAGAUGGUCCUCAAGGAUCAAGAGGUCCUCCAGGAGAGCCAGGUUUCCAGGGUCCGCGGGGUCUACCAGGAGCACCAGGUCUUCCAGGAGCAGAAGGUAUUCCAGGAAGAGAUGGAAGACCAGGGCUACCAGGUCCACCAGGUGACCCAGUUGCUCUACCACUCCUAGGAGAUAUUGGAGCCAUACUAAAGAAUGUCUGCAGCCAAUGUCAUGCAGGGGGUCCAGGUGUGACAUUAAAUAAAGGAGAGAAGGGUGAAGUUGGAAUUCCUGGUAAAGAUGGUAUAAAGGGUGAUCCUGGACCAAGAGGCCCAUCAGGAAUACCUGGCAAAGAAGGACCAAAGGGGAUCAAAGGUGAGCGUGGAUUCCCUGGUCUCACUGGAGAGAAAGGUGAUCAGGGCGAUCAAGGUAUACCUGGGCUGCCUGGUGUCACAGGGCCUCCUGGUUCUACAGGGCAGUUUGGAAGACCAGGACAUCCAGGGUCACCGGGGCUCAGAGGAGAAAAGGGCAAUGAGGGUCCUCAAGGCAGACCAGGGCCCCCUGGACCUCCAGGUCCUGUGGGUGUGCCUCUUACAGAGAGGAAUGGAAUGGGCAGCUUAUAUAAAUUACAGACUUCUGCUGCCGUUGGCUAUCCUGGGCCACCAGGUCCUCCUGGUCCAAAAGGAGAACAAGGACCUAUGGGAGAUGCUGGUCUUAUGGGACUUCCAGGUCUUGAAGGACUCCCAGGAGAAAAGGGAGAUCGAGGACAAAUUGGUCCACCAGGAAUUGCAGGAAUACCAGGGAGAAAUGGAGCUCCGGGCCCCCCGGGAAUGCCAGGUGAACCAGGUGAAAGGGGCCCGGUUGGUGAUAUAGGAUUUCCUGGACCUGAAGGACCUUCUGGACCACCAGGAAGAAACGGAAAUGAUGGAUUACCCGGUUCACCGGGAGCUCCUGGUCGCCCAGGUGACAGAGGACCAAAAGGCGAACGUGGAGAUCCAGGGAUACCUGGUGAUCAAGGUCCACAAGGUGAAAGAGGAAAACCUGGUCCAACAGGAGAAAAAGGAGAUAUAGGACCCAUUGGACCUCAUGGCCCUGAAGGAGGUAGAGGAAUUCCAGGACCACCAGGAAAUAAUGGCUUCCCAGGACCACCUGGACCUCCUGGAAUUUCGACAGAGAAUAUUUUAUUUGAAGAAAUGAAAAAGUAUAUUAGACAAGAAGUCCUGAGGAUUUUUGAAGAUAGAAUGGCUGAACUGCUAUCCCAGCUGAAGACCCCAGCUGCACUAUUAGCAGCUCAAGGUCACGGUAAACCAGGUCCACCAGGAAAUGAUGGAUUACCAGGGCCACCAGGAGAUCCUGGCCCACCAGGCCCUCAAGGUUUAAGAGGACAGAAAGGUGAAAGAGGAGAACUUGGAAUUGGUCUUUCAGGGAGUCCUGGCCCUGCAGGACCUACAGGUGCACCUGGGUUAUCAGGCUCCCCUGGACCUGCUGGACCUUCUGGUUCCCCUGGCACUAGCGGAAGAUGUAACCCAGUAGACUGCUACUAUCCAAUUUCACAUGGGAGGCCGAGAUUGAAUGGAAAAUGAAACUCUUAUCUAGAAAUUAAGGAUGAAGAUAACACUUCUGCCUCUUACAAUCAGCACUUGGCAUACAUUGAGACAACAUUUCAGGAUGCUGUCAAUAGAGCAUUUCAUGUCCAGUAUUCCUUGGAGUUCGACUGUGUAUUUUUGGGUUUAUCAAAACACCUGUCUGAAAUACAUUGUUUAAUGUUCAUACAAUUUGUUCUAAUUUUGACACAACCUUGAUAUUAUGCACUUUUGCGAUGAUAUAGAGAAACAGAUGGCUUGGAUUCUUUAUAUUAUUUGUGAGUGGGGUUAAAGAAAACGUAUGCUAAUUUGAAAAAAUAUAUAUAUUUAUGCUGGAAGUUAAGAUUUUUACUUACCAUUUUUACUAUUUUCCUUAUUAUUAUUAUUUGUAUUAUUACAGCAGAGUGUCACAUCACUUUAUACUGCAGUAUUGAGAUAUAAAAUCAAGCAAAAUGUUGAUGUUAUAACGUCUAUGACAAUGAAAUCCUAAAGAAUGUUAUAGCUACAGAAUAUACUGAUUACCACAUUAAUGAAUGUAAAUACCCUUAACAAAAAAGCAUACGUAACAUUAUUUUAUUUCAACUGCACAUUAUCCACACUUCCACUCAAACUAAUUUUAGUAAACUAUGGAAACCAUAUCAUUGUGUAGAACAUUUGCAUGUCCAGACAAUUUAGGAAACUCAUUUCCCCACAGACAUUUUCAGCUAAAGCAGGGAAUUCUGGGUCAAGGCAUGAGAUUCAAAUGCAUAGCAGGAAAAGAAGUCCAGCAAAAGGAUAUUGUACUUUCUGCCACUGGAAUGCUUUUAAAGAACCUUAAACAUCCCUUAUUUUUGUAUCAAAUAUGGUGCCUUGUCCCACACUCUAGCAAAAAUUUGUAACCUGAAUAUUUAGAAUGCUAUAAAUUGCCUAAACAAUAUAUUUGAUUUGCAGGUUACAAACUUACCUAGAAAGUGAGGGGCAAGCGCAACUUUACAGAAAAAGCAAUAUGUGCUUAAUGUCCUUUUAAAGAUGUAUGGAGCAGCAGUGAUUUAUCAUGAUAGAUUCAGUGUCCAAAAUGGCUUUUACAAGCUAAGUGUGAUAUAUUUCAAAACUCAUCUGCAUGUCUUUACCCAGAAUUCUGUAUUGCAGUGUUAGUUCUUUCUUCUGGUUAAUAAUGGGGCGUACAUGUCCUAACUCGUCUGUUGUGUAAAUGUGUUACAAAUAAAUUAUUAUUUUGCUCAAUCUGGUUUUCUAUGAAGAAGUUCUCUCAAGUUUUUACUCACAAUAACUUAUAUUGUGACUAAACUUUGGAGUAAAUAUGAAUCCAAAUUUAUAUGUUUUCAUAAAAUAUAUCUCCUUGUCAAACAGGGUUUCUGCUUUUGUAAACUAUUAUCUUUAAAGUGAUAUUAGUGGACUUUUCUGUUUGGUUGAAUUUCUACAUCUUGAAUAAGUCAUAAGGAAUUAAUCUGGUAUUAGGUGGUUAUUCAGCUGCUGUGCUGAAAUCUAGAAUUUGUAUAAAUUAAGGCAAUUUUUUUUCUACUUUAUAAAACAGUUGAAAAUGUUUUCAUUAUAAUCAACUUGAAGGUCACUUUUCAUGUAAUAUUUAGAAAGAAAUGGCAAUUAGUUUGCUAAAAAUGAAGCGGACUGGUCACAUGAUUUAUUAAACAUUGGUUUGAGUGAACGUAUUUUUAAGUGUUGCUUAUAUCAAAGAAAUAGAUUUCUUUUCCUAUUAUUGUUUUCAAAUGACUACUUUUAUUGCUGCCACUUUUCAAAAUGUGUCAAGCAGAGACUGGUUACCUUAAGUAUUUGCUGUCAUUUUGAGAUGUGAUAUCUGUGUUGCACAUAACCUUUAAAACUGCAAAAGUCUUACGUUUUUUACCCAUGCAUGGCGUCCAUUAAAUCUAAAGACAUUCUUUUUCAGGAUAGAGCAAUCAUUUAUAACGUGUGUGAUAUGUAGCUCAGAAAGCUCACAUCGAUCUUGUACUAUUCGUGUGUUCCUCUCGAAAGGACAUUUCCACUAGGAAAAUUUUGCUGUUCACUUCAUUAGUUUGACUUCUGUUCCUGUUAUAAAUAUGAGGAAUUAAGAGGUUUAAGGUGAUCAUUAUGAACGACGGCCAUGAAAAAAUGAUGGAUUGGCCAUUUGGAUCCUAGUUAUACUGGUCACUAGCCUUUUAGCUCAUAUAAAUUGCAAAUUCAAAAUAGAAACAUUUUAAGCUAUGUUAUGUACAUAUUAGCAACACAACAGGGCCUAGAUCUUGCACACUAGUUAAUAUUUUAUACAGAGUAAAAUAAAAUGUGAGAGAAAGCCAACUGUUAAUAUGGCCCAGAUUUUUCUUUAGUAUUCCUUGCAUUCUAGUAUAUAACUAAAUGAUCUAAAAAUCUAAAAGUAACCUCCUUUCCUCUAAUUUAUUUAUUUAGUGAGUAUAUUAAAGGUCACACAGUUGGCUAAAUCCUGGAAAUGUUUUUUGCCGUACACUCUGGUGCUAUUUGAACGAAAAUAUAGCAAGAAUGUAACCAGUGCAUUGUUUUUACUGGUUAUAUGUAAUAAAUUUGCCAUAAAAUUUCAUUGGACGCAAUGCAUGGGUUAGGUUUCAAGAUCACAAUGUCUUAUUAUAGCUUUUUUGUUUACUACAGAUUAUUACUUUAUGUAAUAACAGAAAGGUGCUGUUUUUAUAUGCACGCUGCAUGAAUUCAGCAAGUGUAUAUAUAUAAAAGAUAAAAUUCUUUAUUGUGUAUAUUUUGGGAUUUUCAGCUUUAUAAUUUAAAUAUUUUAAAAUGUAAAAGCUUGGAAUAUUUUCUUUCUGUUUGUUGUUCUACUGGCAAUAGAGGAAGGGAUAUUGUGUUUUUCGAAGGUAAAAUUAUACAUGCUUAUUUGUGCAUCAAUACUGAUAUUAUUUUAGUAACAGACAGUAAAAUUAAUAUUUUUGAAACCUAUGCACAUAUUUUAUAAAUAUCUAAACAUAAUGCACAUGGUUUCAUUUAAAAUAAAUUUUAGCUUGCCCAGUUUUUCCAUGUUUUUUGAAUGAUUAUCUCUGGAAUAGUAUGUAGCAGUAGAUCUAAACAAAAAAGUAUUUAAAAAAUACAACAGAAAUUGGAUGAA
Bombina bombina (fire-bellied toad) is the source of this 6650-nucleotide messenger RNA. It is a transcript of the gene COL19A1, whose product is annotated as collagen type XIX alpha 1 chain. NCBI's taxonomy places the organism in Eukaryota, Metazoa, Chordata, Amphibia, Anura, Bombinatoridae. The transcript is spliced from 53 exons. The record is from RefSeq and is a predicted model, not a curated record. Bases 128 to 3571 code for a protein of 1147 amino acids. Gene Ontology annotation, cellular component: collagen type IX trimer.